Paramisgurnus dabryanus is the source of this 4637-nucleotide messenger RNA. NCBI's taxonomy places the organism in Eukaryota, Metazoa, Chordata, Actinopteri, Cypriniformes, Cobitidae. The record is from RefSeq and is a predicted model, not a curated record.
AGGCACACCCACACCUUUCCUCUACUCGAUCUUGCUUAACUUGUUCUGCAGGAUCGAGGAGCAUCACGACCGAAUCAGCUGGUACGCAUGCGUCAUUUCCCUGGGCUCAUAUGCGAUUGCGACAAGGAACUGAAGUGAAGUGUAUACCGCACAGGUAAGUCAUGUACACUCCAGCGGCUGAUGCCGGUGUGAAUGUGGUGGAAAAGGAUGCAACUCUAAGCAGCGCUUACUCACCUGUGGACUACAUGAGUAUCACUAGCUUCCCAAGACUACCAGAAGAUGAUGUGCUUUCUUCAGACAAUACCCUCAAAUCACGCAAAGAUGAUGACAACUUCCUCAGUGAGCAGGACACAGACCCUGAUUUGUUUCUAAAGUCAGCUCGACUGCAGCGCAUGGCCUCAUCUGCUUCUGACUUGGGGAGCCAUGAUGUCACUCCUCUGAGAGAGACCACCAGGGACCCACUGGCACAAGAAUGUGCGUGUACACGAGAUGGCCUUACCGUUAUCAUCACUGCCUGCUUGACAUUUGCUACUGGAGUCACAAUGGCCCUCAUAAUGCAGAUCUACUUUGGGAACCCACAGGUGUAUACUCAAGCUGCAAUAGUAACAGAUGUGGCACGCUGCACAUCUCUAGGCUUUGACGUGCUGGGCAAACAAGGAUCAAGCAUAGAUGCUGCAAUAGCCGCCUCCCUCUGCCUGGGCAUCAUUCACCCCCACACCUCAGGCAUCGGAGGUGGCGGGGUGAUGCUUGUCCAUGACAUCCGUAAGAAUGAAAGCAGAGUCAUUGAUUUCCGUGAGACUGCACCAUUUGCCAUCCAUGAAGGCUUGUUGUUAAAUGUUAAUCAAAGGCCAGGUCUGCUAGUGGCUGUUCCAGGCAUGCUGAGUGGCCUACAUCAAGCUCAUCAGCUGUAUGGAAGAAUGCAGUGGAAAGAGCUUAUCACUUUGGCUGCGGAUGUUGCCAGGAAUGGAUUUAAUGUUACACAUGAACUGGCUGAUGCUUUGUCUGAAGUGAAAGACCAAAAUGUGUCUGAUACAUUCAGAAAUCUCUUCCUGCCGAACGGACAGACGCCAGUAGCAGGACUUUUCACUACACGUCUGGAUUUAGCUGACAUUUUAGACAAGAUUGCAAGCAAUGGGAUCUCAGAGUUCUACAAUGGGAAUCUGACUAAAGAAAUAGCAUCUGUGGUUCAAUCGGCAGGAGGUGUGCUGACAGAGGAAGAUUUUCAAAACUAUACCACUGUUCUACAAAAACCACUGCAAAGUCUUUAUCAGGGUUACAAGGUCUUAGCUGUCCCUCCACCCCACGCGGGAGCUGCUCUCCUCUCAGCUCUAAACAUCCUGGAGGGAUAUAACAUCACAAAUCAGGUGCCGAGGAACACAGUUUUCCACUGGAUAGCUGAGUCUUUGAAGAUCGCUUUGUCCCAGGCUAGUGGACUUGGAGACCCAAAGUUUGAUGGCUCCGUUUCAGAAGUUGUGGCACAGAUGCUAAGUAAAACUCAGGCUGCUGUAUUUCGUCAAAUGAUUAACGAUUCGCGUGCGUCUCUCGCUCAACAUUACACACCAUCAUAUGAGCUGCAGAGGGACGCUGUCGCCAGCCAGGUCAUGGUCAUGGGCAGAGAUGAUUUGAUUGUAUCUGUUAUGAGCUCACUGAACCGGCCAUUCGGAAGUUAUAUUAUGACACCCUCUGGGAUUCUCCUUAAUAGUCAGAUUCUGGAUUUCUCUUGGCCCAAUAAAACCCACGGCUCAGCAGAGUUCAAUCCGCGUAACAGUAUUGAUCCAGGGAAGCGACCCGCCUCCUUCCUAAUUCCCGUUGCAAUAAGACCCUCUGUUGGUCUUUGUGGGAAUUACCUUACCCUGGGUUCCUCUAAUGCCGACCGGGCCCUUAGUGGCAUCACUCAGGUUUUGCUUAAUGUUUUAUCAUUACGCAAAAACAUGAGUGACAGUCUAGCUAACGGCAGGCUUCAUCCUCUCAUACAAACUAACACCCUCCUGGUAGACUCUAAAUUUAUGCAGGCCGACGUGGAGUCUCUCAUACAGAUGGGCCAUAAGGUGGAGAAGGUGGACAUCAUCUCACUGGUAGAAGGAACUAAGAGAACCAAUGACCUGAUUGUAGGUGUGAAGGACCCCCGCAGCACUGACGCAUCUGCACUGUCUAUGUCUAUGCCCUAGAAUUCAACAUAUAUCCUGCUCUGUCAUGUGUUUACAUGGUUAUUUGUACUGUUUUAGAUAUUGCUUGUGAAAUAGCUAUCUCCACAACAAACACAGAUAGGAACAGUAGGCUAGCACAUAUGAUGUGUCUUCUUGUAAAAGUAAGAUUUGAGUGUGUAUUUAUAUUUUACCCUAAUAUUUCUUAAACUACAAUUCAUGACGUUUCAGGAUUGUUUCUUACAUGAUGUACUAGAUUUGGCAGGUCCAAUUUUUUUUGAUUAAAUGUUGUUUGUCCUACACAUACAGUACAUGUAAAAGUUUGGACACAGCUUGUUUAUUUAUUAUAACUUAAUUAAAACCAGUAGUGUUAGAAUAUAUAAGUGUAGUGGCAGAAAAAUGGUCAGGAAAUCUAUGAACUAACACAAUUUUAAGUAUUGUCAUUAGGAAGUAUUUUCAAAAUAGCCUAGCAUUUAUUUUUUUGUUAAAAAGCUAGCAACAAAUUUUGCUAGUUUGAAUAAAAAAUGUAGUUCCUUUCAAAAAUGCAAAAUCCGAUGAGGUUUUUAAAAGUGUGUGUGGGGGGGGGGUCAGUCUUGACAGGGUCGCAGUGAAUGGAAUUCUGAAAAUCAUGUCCAGCGGUUUUAGUCAUGAUGUCAAAUCAACCAGUUUGGCAGGUAUAUGCUCUACAAUAGAGUGCCGCAUGAUGACAUAUUUGUGGAGGCCAACCUGGAAUUUAGAGGGACAUUGGUUCUCUUGAAAAAAAACCCGUUCAUUUUUCCCUUAGACUUUUUGAUUAUUGCAUAAAAGCUUUGUUUAACAAACAUUUAUGACACUAACACGUUAUGUCAAACAAGUUUGUCUUCACAGAUGAACACAAGGUUUAUGAAUCAAAAUUGGCAUUUGGCUGCCAAACCUCUUCGCACAGUUGUGAACAAAGGUUGUCAUCUCCCUUGUCUUUAGCAAACCAUAACAUUUUAUUUUCGUCGAGGUAAUGUUAUUUGUUUCAGAGAUCAGUUUAGCCACUACUAGCCAGAACGAUAAAUAGAGACAGGAAGUUCACUUCGAUUCAGGCACGUGCCUGCAACAACGUGUGUUUGUCUGAUUAUACCAUAUACAGUACCUUCUCUAAUGGUUAUUUUUUAAGGAAAUUAAGUGAAAACAUUAUUAAACCAGUUAUAGACCGUUUUGCAAGAUGUAAACAACACUGGUCCAGAAGCACUUUCUGUUUUAGUUUUUUAACACUGAACAAAAUAUUAAUAUUUAUUAAAUAUUAAUUAAUGUUUGAACGAAAUACAACCGAAAAUGUAGAACUGAAUUAAAAUGUAAAGUAAAUGUCAGGGCUCAACAUAAAGGUCUGCCCGGUGGCCAUGGGCAAGCUUGAGAGACAUUCGAGCCAGUAAAAUGAAUUGUCACUUGCCCGAUCGGGCCAGCGCUUCACCCUCAGUCACAAAAAUAUAUUUUCAUCGAUAUUUAACAUUUUGGAAGUAGACAUUAACUUAGGUAAAACACAACGAAAGAAAUAAUGUAAUAUUUUGCACAGUUUGCUGUCAGUUUACAGGUAAAGCAGAAAAGUUGGGAGACUUUUUUCUUUGGAACAUGUCUGUUGUAUAUGUAUACAAUUAAAUUUGACUUUUGAAUUAGUAUUUUUAAAUAUGUGACACUGACAUAUUUUAUUGGGGCCAGUGAAAAUGUUGGCAGCGCAAGUAAAAACCUGAACCACUGGCCGGAUUGGGCCAGUAUAAAAAAAUAUUUGCAUUGAGCCCUGAAUGUGAACUAAAAAGCUUAAAAACAACAGGAAGUGCUCCUGGACCAGUGUUGUUUGCAUCUUGUAAAAUGGUCUGUAGGUUACUCAUCCAGGCACGCUCCUUUGCAUGUGCUUCUCUGGAUCUGCUCUUCACCAGUAUGUGCUUUCUCCUGUGCUCAGUCAUUUAGUUUUUACCUUCGAGACUAAUUUUUUUUUAGGGAUGUAUUUUUUCCCUCUUUCUUCAUUUAGUAGCCUAACAUACGUGAGAACAAAUAUGUAUAGUAAUUUCCUAUUUAUUUAAAGAGAUGAAUUUGAUUUGAGGUGAGCAAACACUCAAAAAAUACUUGCAGAUGUUAAAACUGACAUCAAAUAGACAUCAAUUAGUGUGCUACCUAAUUUUAAAAGCUUGUGAAUGUUGUAAAAACGGAUAGGUGGCUAAACUGCUGAUCUGUUAUAAGUGAAUAAAAUGUUUGUCAUUCCAUUUAACCUCAGACACUAACAUUAUUUUAGCGUAUUAUUUUUUUCCUUUCUUCAUUCAGCAACUUAGGCCUAUAUGAGACCGAAUAUAUAUAUAUUUUGGGGAUUUCUGAUUUUGGUUGUUGUAUAACGGAGAUGCAGCUGCUAUGGUAAGAUCUGUUAAUGUAAAGUGAAUUAAAUGUUUAUUUAUUUUCAACAAAUAUCUGUUUUAAGUCCUCUAUUUUGUGUUGAAGUCAUUGGAUAUUUUUAAUAAAAUACAAUACCAGUAUGAU